AUGGCGCCAAACACCCCAACCGAGCCGACACCGGGCCCGGACCAGAAGACGCUGCACGUCUGGUCGAAACCGAUAGAGCAAAAGGACGGGCAGGGCCAGGAUGGAGCAGGGACGCCCAGCCCGCAGGGCCGACCGACAUUGACAGAUGCCGUCGCCACGAUAAAGACGGAGGAUUUCGCAAGCGUGGCCAGCACGCCGUGCGCGCGCAACGGCUUCCUGACGGGAAUCGCCUCGGGCGCUGGCGUCGGAGGCUUGAAAUUUGUGCUUGGAGGAAACGCAAUCAAGGCUGCAAACUGGGCCGUGGGGAUAUUCGUCCUUGGCAGCACCCUGUCGUACGAAUACUGUCAAUAUCAACGGCGCGUCGAGAAGAUACAAAUGAAGAGGCACAUUGAGAUUGUCUCGGAGAACAGAAGAGAGCAGGCGCGCAAGCUGGCCGAGGAGAAAAAGGAGAAGCUGAGGAUAGAACAGGAGACCAAGGCCGCGCAGAAGCCCUGGUACAAGGUUUGGUAG
Molecule: messenger RNA, 510 nt
Organism: Purpureocillium lilacinum
Lineage: Eukaryota; Fungi; Ascomycota; Sordariomycetes; Hypocreales; Ophiocordycipitaceae
Biological process (GO): mitochondrial respiratory chain complex IV assembly
Cellular component (GO): mitochondrion; mitochondrial inner membrane
Source: RefSeq, a predicted model, not a curated record